GUGUUAAACACGAUUCAAGAACAUACGAAUGAUUCAUCAUAAAUCAAAUUGCAACUGCAAUAUAGCAUUGUCAGCAAAACUACGAGUUGAAUUUUUGUUUUGGACUUGACUAUUUUCUAAUUUGAUAUUUCUGGCACAAGUGACUCUAAUGAGUUAGAACGGAUACGCAUUUUGCAUCAGUUUAUUAAAUCUAUCGAUCGAUUUCAUGAUAUUGGGUUGAUUUGCUGUGAUCGUACAUUGAGAGAAAUCCAUUAUUCGACAUUUGAGGAAAAUAAGCAAAACUAUCAUCGAUACACAGUAGAACCGGUUGAAAUUCAGUACAUCAAACAUGGACACCAAAAUGGAUAUCGAUUCUGAGGGAAAUGUCUCUGGUCUGUUUGAUUUCCCAAACGAAGUAUUACUGCCGCUGAUGAGCCAUCUGAAUGACACAACUCUUUGGAAUAUGACACGUGUUUGCAAGCGUUUUAAAGCCAUCGCCAAAGAAGCAUUCGCCAAAAAAUACAACGGAGCUACUGGCAAAGACUACUAUGCAUUAGAGGUUUAUCCAGCAAACAUGACCGAACAACACAAGCAGUACCGUCCAUUCUUCACGAUAUUCGGUGAAAAUAUGAUUGCUGUUAAGAUCAAGUUUAUCGAUAAAUCUCCUGUUGCGAACAGCCAUUGGAUCAUGGGCCUCAUUCAACGUUACUGCACGACUUUGGUCAAGAUUAUGAUUACUGGUACUGAUGAAUAUGAUAUUGAUUUGAGCACAACAAUCGUACGAAUGAAAACAAGACUUACGCAUCUUCACUUGGUAGAUUUGUCGAUCUACAAUUAUUCAUGGAUUGAACAUAACUAUCCAAACCUAAUCGAACUUUAUGCAGACAACUUCAAAGCAAAUCAAAUUGAGAGAUUUAUUGAUAACAACAGACAAUUGCAAAAACUUUGUUUGACCGGCCUUUUCUACGCUACGAAAGCUCUCCAUUCAUUCAGUGGGAAAUUGGAUCAAUUGAUGAAAUUGCAAAUUCAAUGUUACGCAGAUCUAGAAUAUUCUGAUACGACGACUCCCAUUGAAUUGUGCAGCUUAGAAGCACUUUUUGUUUUUUUCCGCGAUGAACCCCACACACCUUUGCUUCGAUCCAUUGCAGAAGGAUGCAAAAAUAUCGUAGUAUUGAAAAUUGAUAAUGCACACUUUGAUAUUUAUUGGAACGAUGAGAUGAUCGAUGCCAUGUGCGGCUUUGGCCAAUUGAAAUCGCUCUCUUUGUGUGCAACAACUCUGACAGCCAAGCAUAUCAAACAGAUGAUCCAACAGCUAUCGAACUUAUCGUCGUUAUCGCUAGAUCGGGCUAGAAUUGAUGAUUACGAUCUGCUUGUGGUCAUUUCAAUUUGUUCGCAGCUAACAGAACUGGAAAUUAUUGUCGAUUAUCGUGCAUCCAUCAAUAAAAAGUGGCCCCUUGACUUUAACCUCCUCGUUCAAAUCGCUGAAAUUACUGCGCGUAAUCGAGUUAUGGUGAAAUUGCGACCUUGCUGUAAUUGUGAGGAGACUGUUUUCACUCAAGGAGAGGUGCGUCGUGGAAAUUCAAUCGUUUACUGGAGUGGCUACGACCCGAUGGACAAUCAAACAAAGCUUACACUAUUGGACUUGCGUGACGAAUGCCUGGAGGAAAUCAUUAGCUAUCUCGACAUGGAUGCACAGGCUGCACUGUACAAUACAUGCACACAAACACAAAAAGCCGUGAAAGUUCAUCUAUCAAAUUCACCUAUUAUAUUCCAUGUGUCUUCGUCCAAUUACGUCGAUGAGCAUGAUUUUCAGUCUUUGGCUCCAUCCAUUCGUCAAAUGAUUGUGAUGCAUAAGCUCAGCUUUGAACAUUGGAAACUCAUCAAUCGAUACUGCACAAAUUUGAUUGAACUCAACAUGGCAGUUGUUCAGAAGCACGACAUCUAUCGAAUCAGUUUUUCAUGGCCCAAACUCGAAAAAUUGAUGUUCAUCGAAUGCACACCAAGAGCUCUGCGUUCUUUUGAGUGCCCCAUGCUGACAUAUCUGAAAGUACACCAAUUAAAAGACGAAAUGCGCGACACCGCUUUCGCACACACCGUGAAUUUUCAUGAUUUGUUCCGACAGCUGUCUGUGUUUAAGUUUGGUUGUUACAACGAUAGCGUUGAAACAUUUCUCAGGGAAUUGAGUGAUAGCGUAUGUCAUCAGUUGCAGGAACUAUCAGUGGAAAAUAUGGUUAUCAAUACAGAUCGAGAAUUCGUCAAUAACAUCACCAAUCAACAACUUAUGAAGCUUGUCAGCAUCGCUUCCCGUUGCCACAACGUGACCACUCUAUGUCUCAUCAUUCCUGGUAUCGAAAAUGCUUAUGGGUACUUAUUUGAACACUGCACAAAAAUUGUCAAUUUGGUUGUCCAUUCUACUAGCUAUAAUAAUCGUAUGAUAAAUAUGCUUCGCAGUGUCAAAGCAAACUGCAUUGACAUCAAGUCAAUUCAGAUAGCAAUCAGCGAUAAUAAAUGUGACGUUUUUCAUCGAUCAUCCCUACAAUACAUCCUUCAAAUGUUCCCGGAUGUAUCGAUUACAUUGGCCAUUUCCAUUUAUCCUCAAUAUUACGGCGAAGACAAGGUUUAUAACAGAUUCGUUUUUCCAGUCACCGCUGAAUUUGUCAAAAAUAGCGUCAGUAUGAACUGGUUAAAAACAUAAGCCAUACCUUGAAGUCUAAGGAUCGGUUUAUCAUUUUGAGGGAAAAAAAACUUCCUAACCGAAUCGUCGUUACUGCUAUCGCAGCAUAUCUCUUUUGAAUUCCAUACAAUUAUUUGAUACAACUUUGUUAAACGUAUUUCUCUUUCUUCGUAACAAAAAAGAAUAGGAUUUAUUUUUAAGAUUCAACAAAACAUAUUGAAAACAUGAAGAAAAAUAAUUCAAUAUCAAUCAAAUGGAAAGACUCAACAAUUCGUAACCCAUAAAAAAUACAAUUCGACGACAUCAAUCUCGAUCAAAUCAUUCAUUAUUUUUAAAACUUGAGAAAAAAAAACAUCGACAGUAAGCGAAGACUUUUGGUCAAAAUAGUUUUCAUAUUUAUUGAAUAUCAAUCUCAUAUUUUUCUAAAGUGAACGUGAAAAAAAAAACUUAGUUCGAACUUUUUCAUCCAAACAAUGCGCAAUAAUCUGCCAAUAUUAAGUGGUAAACUAUUCAACUUUUUCGCAAUAGUUCAUGAUUCAUUUAUCCAAAGUUUUCAAGACUCAGCUGUAACUUGGUCAAACCAAUGAGAUCCAUUGAAUGAAACACAAAGUCAAAGUUGCAAAAAUGUAUCAGAAAAGAAUCCUAAACAAAAAAAAAUUGUAAAAAAACACACAUACAACAUUUCCGUUUAUCAAAACAUUUUAUGUAACUCUUCAAAUGAAUACAAUAAAAAUUCUAGUGAAUAAAAUGCCAAUAAGCUGA
Messenger RNA from Sitodiplosis mosellana (orange wheat blossom midge), 3415 nucleotides. RefSeq lists its product as uncharacterized. The record is from RefSeq and is a predicted model, not a curated record. Gene Ontology annotation, molecular function: protein binding. Gene Ontology annotation, biological process: SCF-dependent proteasomal ubiquitin-dependent protein catabolic process. NCBI's taxonomy places the organism in Eukaryota, Metazoa, Arthropoda, Insecta, Diptera, Cecidomyiidae. The transcript has 3 exons. Gene Ontology annotation, cellular component: SCF ubiquitin ligase complex. The coding region runs from base 329 to 2674 and encodes 781 amino acids.